UCAACAGAACAUGGUGUGACUAUGUUCUCUUUAAAGUGGGAAAAGGGAAAAAAUCAUCAUCACAUCUUGAAUUUUGAUCUCAUUCUUUAUUAUGAAAUAUGAACAGACCAUGUGCAAGACCUCCUCCUUAACGUCAGCCUCACCCAAAUAAAAGCCGUAAACACCCAUGACAGCUGACCGACUUAUGGGGUUGCUCCUUCGGUCUACCAAUAUUUUACUGCUGUAAAAAGAGCAAUUGCACUAAAAUCCAGGAGUCAGAACGGCAGUACAAGGAUUUCAAGAGCCAAGCCAACUUAAAACUGAGAAAUAAAAUUUUAAAAAGCGCAAUACGAUUUUCAAGAUGUCUGCGGGAGUGGAAAUCAAGAGAAGAUCCAGAGUACCUGGUGUUAUAAUCACACAAUAUGUAGAAGUAAUUCCACCUGGAAAAAGUACCCCAGAUUUCAUGAGAAAACCCAUGGCUGUAAACAUUCAGGAAGGUAAAUUGGCAACUUUCAAAGCAGUGGUGUCAGGAGAGCCAAAACCCACCAUCACAUGGGCACGUAAUAAAGGAGAUCUCUCUGAUCCAGAGAAAUACAAUACAAGAUAUGAUGAAAAGGCUGGGGAAUACAUAUUGCAGAUAUUAAAUGUAACAGCUGACCAAGCAGAUACAUACAAAUGUUUUGCUACAAAUUCAUUUGGAAGAGCUGUUUGUACAGCUAGUCUUAAGGUUAUCGAAGCUGGAUUCAGGAAAAAUAGGCCAGAUCAAAAUGAACCUGAAGACUUCAGAAAAAUGCUGAAGAAAACUACAGUUGAAAAAAAGGUUAAAGCAAAACCCAAGAAAGAAGGAGAGGUUGACCCAAAGUUUUGGGAGGUGUUAUUGAGUGCUCAGAAGAAAGACUAUGAGCGUGUUUGUCAAGAGUUUGGAAUCACCGAUUACCGAUGGAUGCUGAAAAGACUUAACCAGAUGAAGAAGGAGAGAGAGGAACAACAGGAGAAGUAUGUUGAAAAGGUUGAAAAUAUGAAACAAAUAGAGGUCAAACCAAAUGGAAAAGCUGAAUUUGAACUUGACAUGAAGCUCAAGAAUCCCAAAAGCAACAUUUAUCUUUACAAGAAUGGUGAAAUACUUGACUAUGGUGAUGGCACUGAUGAUUCCUUCAAACACAAUCUGAAGAAAGUUGGUGAUAAAUACACAUUUAGCAUUAAUAAUGUUGGCCCAGAAGAUUCAGGCCUAUAUCAAGUGAAUGUUGAAGAAGCAAACAUGUUUUCAACUGAAUUGGAUAUUGCUGAUGUGGAAUUUGAUAGCAUUCUGAAGGAUGUUACGGUGGUCAAAGGAAAAGAUGCUACAUUUGAAUGUGUAUUAUCUGAUCCUGUGUCAACAAUUACCUGGUGUGCUAAUGAUGCAUCCAUUGAGCCAGGGGAUAAAUACAACAUAACAGUCUCAGAAGACAUGCUUACUCACAGACUAGUAGUAAAGAACUGUAGACCAGUGGACAAUGGUACCUACACAGUUAUUGCUGGAAUCAAGUCAUCCAAGGCAGCUUUGACUGUGAAAGAUGAUCCAAAUGCCCUCCAGAAAGGCCAGAGAGGUACAGAUAAUGCUGAUAAGUUGGGUAAAGAGCAGGCCAGGAAGCUGCAGGGCACAACACUUAAAACAUCUAGAGGGGCUGGAAGUGGUGGAGCCAGCCUGGGAGAUGGGAUUGGAAGAGAUGGAAUCAUGGGAGGUGGAAGUGGGCAGGAAGGGAAGGGAAGAGGUCAAUUAGGGAAAGAUGGGUUGGGGGAAAAUGGACUACUAGGAGAUGGUUCAGGCAAAGAUGGAUCAGGAAAAGAUGGACUAUCAGAUGUUGGAUCAGGAAAAGAUGGAUCAGGAAAAGAUGGACUAUCAGAUGUUGGAUCAGGAAAAGAUGGAUCAGGAAAAGAUGGAAUAUCAGAUGUUGGAUCAGGAAAAGAUGGAUCAGGAAACGAUGGAUCAGGAAAAGAUGGAAUAUCAGAUGUUGGAUCAGGAAAAGAUGGAUCAGGAAAAGGUGGAUCAGGAAAAGAUGGAAUAUCAGAUGCUGAAUCAGGAAAAGAUGGAUCAGGAAAAGAUGGUUUUGAAGUAACUGGACUACAAAAAAAUAGUAGAAGUGGGGAUGGAGCAUGUGGAGACAUGACAGAUGGAGAUGGAACUGGAGACACUAAGCAUAAAAAGCACCCCAGAGUUGGUCAGUUGGUCCCUGACACUAACAGAGAACCAGAAGUCCACUUUGUUAGUGGACUGUCUGAUACUGCUGCAAAUAUUGGAGAAACUGCAGAAUUAUCUUGCACACUCAGCAGUAAGGACUGUGUUGGAAUUUGGUACAAAGAUGGUCAAAAGUUGGAAUCUAUGAAUGGGAUUACGAUCUCCAAAGAGGGGGCCAUUCACAAACUAAUAAUGAAGAAUUGUCAGGAGGGUAAUGCAGGGGUAUAUAGAUUUGAAGCAGAAGGACGUAAAUCAGAGGCCACGUUAAUUAUUAAAGAGCCACCAAAAAUAGAUGCAGAUGCCAUGGGUAAGUUCUCAGAAGCUGUCGUCAUAAGAGCUGGUGAAAAUGCCAUUUUCAAGCUUCCAUUCUCAGGAAAGGAACCAAUCAGAGUGCAAUGGUUCAAAGAUGAAAUGGAGCUUUUGGAAGGCCCUGGUGUCAGGAUUGAGCGUUCCUCGACUCAGAGCCGGCUACUUCUCAAUAAAUGUCAGCGUAAAGACAGUGGAGAAGUCAAAAUCAAACUUAAGAACGAAUUUGCCACCACGGAGGCUACAUCUAAACUUGUUGUUCUUGACAAACCAACUCCACCACAAGGGCCUGUAGAUCUGGUAGAAAGUUCAUUGUCUGCUAUUGAAUUUAAAUGGAGGCCUCCAAAAGAUGAUGGGGGCUGUCCUGUGACCAACUAUAUCCUUGAGCGUCAGCAGGUGGGACGUAACACCUGGACUAAAAUUGGAGACAUCCCUGGACAACCUGCCUACAGAGAUACAGCUAUUGACCGUGGCAGGAAGUACUGCUACAGGAUAAGAGCCAAGAAUUCAGAAGGCAUUAGUGACAUCAUGGAAACUGAUGAUAUUGCAGCCGGCACAUUAGCUCUCCCUGGUCAGCCUGCUUCUCCAAAGGUGGUCAGUGCUUUCAAGGACUGCAUUAAUCUAGCAUGGGUCCUGCCAACAAACACCGGUGGGGGAAGUAUUAUAGGCUAUAAUCUGGAAAAACGCAAAAAAGGCAGUAACCUUUGGAGUCAAGUGAACCCUCCAGAUGAGCCAAUUAGAGAAAAAAAGUAUGCAGUGACGGAUGUGAUGGAAGGAGCCGAGUAUGAAUUCAGAGUGAUUGCAAUUAACACAUGUGGUCCUGGAGAACCAAGUGGGCCCUCUGACUUUGUAUUUGCAAGAGACCCCCAGAAGCCUCCUGGGAAGGUUAAAGAUCUCAAAGUAACUGACUCUAGUUACCACACUUUGUGCCUGGCUUGGACUAAACCAAAUGUGAUGAAAGGAGUGGAAGAUGACGUGAAAGGAUACUUUGUGGAAAUCAGACCUACAGACCAAAUCGAGUGGAGCCGCUGCAAUACGAAUGCCAUCGUCCAGACCUCUUUCACUGUAACAGGUCUGAAGUCCUUGGCCAUGUACUGGGUAAGAGUGAUUGCAACCAAUGAAGGAGGAGAGGGACAUCCACAAGAGAUUGACAAAUACAUCAUUGCCAUGCCUCCACCUGUGAAACCAAAAUUCACUGAUCGCAAGAUGAAAAAUUUCAUGGUUGUGAAAGCUGGAAACACAGUCCGGGCCACUAUAUGCUUUGAGGCUUCCCCUUUACCAGAUAUCACUUGGUUGAAGGAUAAUAUGCCUCUGGCUAAACAUGUGACAAUUACUAAUUCUGAGAAAGUUUCCCAGCUGCUCAUUCCAACAUCCGAUCGAUCAGACAGUGGCAUCUACACUAUCAUUGUCAAAAAUAUAGUUGGCCAGGAAACCUUCAGUGUAGAAAUUAGAAUCACUGAUGAGCCCAAGCCUCCGGGUGCAGUGCAACUAGAGCAGAAUGUUGAGGGAACAUUAACUCUCAACUGGACUCCAUCUCCUGAUGAAAAACGAGAUGACCGGCUCCACUACAUGGUGAUGCAACGAGACUCUGUAAAACGGACCUGGUGGACAGUAGCAGAUCACCUCUUCAACCAUAGAUUUACCACCGUUAUUGUGCAGGGGAGAGAGUAUUACUUCCGUGUAUAUGCAAAAAAUGAUAUGGGGCUGUCUGAACCAUCUGAGUCUCCAACAUGGGGAGCUGUUAAAAAGAAAGGUAAAUUGAUAAUAAACCAAACAGAACGAAAGAACUUGAAUUUUCAAUCAGCCCCCAGAUUCACAGUGCCUUUGAAACUGCACAUAGCUCCGAAGGGCUAUGAGUGCUAUAUGAGUUGUGCUGUGAGUGGCAAUCCCACCCCUCACAUUACCUGGUAUCACAACAAUGUUAGCCUUAACACAAAUACCAAUUACCUCAUAUCCAACACAUGUGGGGUCUGCUCCAUGCUCAUCCUGAUGGUGGGUCCCAAAGACACAGGAGACUACAAAGUUGUGGCAGAGAACCCUCUCGGCCAGGCUGAGACUUCUACUAAGCUCACAGUCAGAGAAUGAAAUCAUCUGUUGCAACAUGGACAACAAAAGCUAGAGUGCCUGGAUCAAAGCAAGCUGUACUCAAUAUUAGUGGUGGUACAUUACACCUUCCUUUGGAGAAAAAUUAUUUUGAAAAAAUUCUAUGAGUCUGAAUAAAUUGUGUGCUAUAAGUACUGAAAUCAGGCAUGCUGUAGUGGAAUAUUCAACAAUACAAUAAACAUUCAGUCAAACUGAUAUUACCUAAAAUAAAGUAAUCUACUAAUUGUUAUUUGAAUGAUAUGUGGCAAUGUCUCUGUCAGCCUUGAAGACUUGUUUUCUGGAAUGCCAAUGUCUUUUUGUUUUAUUAUGAAUAAUAAGUUGAAUAAAAAUACACAACUGCCAAUCAACAGUGAUAGGAUUUAAUUAUCUGAAUUAGAAACAAGAUCAUCCACACAUUCAGAACAGAGCUACAUAUUGCAUCCAGGUUGUGCAGAUGAUAAAGCACCAAGGUUCUCUGUAGGAGUGGUUUUGCAUCAAGGUCACUGAG
Ictalurus furcatus (blue catfish) is the source of this 5090-nucleotide messenger RNA. Its product is annotated as immunoglobulin-like and fibronectin type III domain-containing protein 1. Bases 341 to 4585 code for a protein of 1414 amino acids. Gene Ontology annotation, molecular function: protein binding. The record is from RefSeq and is a predicted model, not a curated record. The transcript is spliced from 24 exons. NCBI's taxonomy places the organism in Eukaryota, Metazoa, Chordata, Actinopteri, Siluriformes, Ictaluridae.